GCGACAUCAUACCGAGGACGUCUGUCCGCAACCAGUCUAUCAUUCUUUCACCACAUAAUUCAUCUGGCAAAAUGGCAUUCUCAGCUUCAAGAACGCGUGUUUUUCAAAGAGUAUUACCUCAAUUGAGGCAGUACAGCUCCUCAUCAACGCCUGUCAAGAGAUUGGGCGUUGUGGGCGCCGGACAGAUGGGCCUCGGAAUAGCUCUGGUCGCCGCACAAAGAGCCCAAGUCCCCGUCACUCUGGUGGAUACCUCUCAAGCAUCUCUCGACAAAGGCCUCAAGUUCGCAGACAAGCUCCUUGCCAAAGAUGUCUCCAAGGAACGCAUCACCCAGGAGCAGGCCGACCUGGCCCGCUCAAACCUGACACCUUCAACGUCCAUGGACCCUUUGUCCGAGGUCGAUUUUGUGAUCGAGGCCGUGCCAGAGAUCCCCAGCCUCAAGUUUGACAUAUUCUCAAAACUGGCCGAGGUGUGCCCACCACACGCCAUCCUGGCCACAAACACAUCAUCCAUCUCCAUCACCCGCAUCGCUGCCGCCACGACCAAGGACCCCAAGGACCUCUCGGCCAGCUCGCGCGUCGUCUCGACACAUUUCAUGAACCCCGUGCCAGUGCAGAAGGGCGUCGAGAUCAUCAGCGGCCUGCAGACCAGCCAGGAGACGGUCGACCGCGCCAUCGCCUUUUGCAAGGCCAUGGGAAAGAUCCCGUCCGUGUCAGCCGACUCGCCCGGCUUCCUGGCAAACCGUAUCCUCAUGCCCUACAUCAACGAGGCUGUCAUUUGCCUAGAGACAGGCGUUGGCGACCGCGACUCGAUAGAUGCCAUCAUGAAGAACGGCACCAACGUGCCAAUGGGCCCGUUGCAGUUGGCUGACUUCAUCGGGUUGGACACAUGUCUGGCCAUCAUGAAGGUUUUGCACGGGGAGACGGGCGACAGCAAGUAUCGACCCAGCGUGCUCUUGGGUAAGAUGGUGGAUGCCGGUUGGCUGGGCAAGAAGAGCGGCAAGGGCUUCUACGACUACUGAGUGGUCAUAGUGAUGCCGUGAUCUAAUUCACGUGUAGUUCUAGACCUCUAAGGUAGCAUUGAAGUUUGAAAUAGGACUUCAAGUGCUCAAUUUUCAUACGUGAGAGCUUCCAUCGCUCUCUCAUUUAUCCAGCGAGAGCCCUUUAAACGCGGAGUCACAACGCAUUGUCUACACACACACACACACACACUGCUAACUGCCGCGGCUCCACGUGGUAUGUCCUUGUUACUUUUCUGCUUAUCUGGGUACUCGCUCACAAGGCACCACUCAGACGGAGCUCAUCAGAGUCCAAAAUCAGGAUGCUCAGGAUAUACUCCACCGCAGGCACAGCGUCUUCCCCAGCUGGAAUAGGCCCGGUACAUUUGAUUGUCAGCCCACCCACAGAUUGACACUGUAAUUUACGAGUCGACAUUAUCCGUCGUUUCCAAUGGGGAAGUCCCCUAUCUACCACCCGAAGACC
This is a messenger RNA of Diaporthe batatas, 1479 nucleotides long. RefSeq lists its product as uncharacterized. The transcript is spliced from 3 exons. NCBI's taxonomy places the organism in Eukaryota, Fungi, Ascomycota, Sordariomycetes, Diaporthales, Diaporthaceae. Gene Ontology annotation, biological process: fatty acid metabolic process. The record is from RefSeq and is a predicted model, not a curated record. Gene Ontology annotation, molecular function: oxidoreductase activity, acting on the CH-OH group of donors, NAD or NADP as acceptor; NAD+ binding. The coding region runs from base 72 to 1019 and encodes 315 amino acids.